Aspergillus pseudoviridinutans is the source of this 687-nucleotide messenger RNA. RefSeq names its product dihydroneopterin aldolase. Gene Ontology annotation, biological process: folic acid-containing compound metabolic process. Gene Ontology annotation, molecular function: dihydroneopterin aldolase activity. The record is from RefSeq and is a predicted model, not a curated record. The coding region runs from base 1 to 687 and encodes 228 amino acids. NCBI's taxonomy places the organism in Eukaryota, Fungi, Ascomycota, Eurotiomycetes, Eurotiales, Aspergillaceae. The transcript has 2 exons.
AUGUAUCCCAGUCACCCUAGACUAUGGGAAAAUCUAUCGCCGCGAACUUGUUGGCCACUGGCCCUUGUGCACGCUGGCUAUCCGAUUCCCAGCCUACCAUGGUCCAAGACGGUUCCAUCUGUCCAUCCUGGACGGGAUAUCGCCUUCCUGGCUGGGAGAAAUACUGACUUAGCACUAGGGUACCCAAAAGAAGCUGCCAGGGAGAUACACGGCAAAAAAAGGGGCGCUAUCCGGCAAGAAUUCGGACAAUGUGAGGUGGACCUGCAUCUUCCGAAGGCUCUGCUCCAAGCUGAACAAGGUGUACGGUACCGCUGCCAUGCCUUGUUGGGGCGAGGCCCAGAAGGAACUGAGUCUGCCGUCGUGACUGGAGAGGAGUUUCAGAUUCGGAAUAUUCGCUGCCACUGCAUCAUUGGCAUCAACCCUCAUGAAAGACUUGAGAAGCAGGUGGUUGUGGUAUCGUUGCAGUUUAAAGACCCUGGAGCGCAUUUUCUAGACAUGUAUCAGGAGAUGACGAGAGUCGUGGCCGAGGAAGUCGAUAAAACCAUGUCUCAGUCGGUAGAGGCUUUAGACACGCCUGUUGCUCCCAUGGUGACAGUGCGGGCCGAGAAGCUCAAUGCUUUAGCAUUCGCAGAUGGAACUGGCGUGGAGAUGCGUCGCACUCGAAGUUUCUUUACAGAUGAAAUCUAA